Messenger RNA from Acinonyx jubatus (cheetah), 5739 nucleotides. RefSeq names its product heparan-sulfate 6-O-sulfotransferase 3-like. The record is from RefSeq and is a predicted model, not a curated record. Bases 1131 to 1838 code for a protein of 235 amino acids. Gene Ontology annotation, molecular function: heparan sulfate 6-sulfotransferase activity. Lineage: Eukaryota; Metazoa; Chordata; Mammalia; Carnivora; Felidae. The transcript is spliced from 2 exons. Gene Ontology annotation, cellular component: membrane.
AUUAAAAGCAGUCUGGAGCCGAUUUUCCCCAGCCAGCUCGAGCGCAGACCUGUCUAGGUGAGUCUGCCAGCGGUGCGCAAGUCCUGCACAGAGGCCGGCCAGAUUUGCGUCCAUCCUCAGGAAGAGAAAGCUGCGGAUUUAGAGGUCUCGGAUCCGAGCCGGUGGCUCUCCUCGGGGCCUCUCUCCUCUCUCCGCCUUCACCUCUCUCCCAAAUACCUCCUCGCUGGAGGCUGAAGGGAUUCCCACCCCCAGCUGCCUCCUCCGAGCCCCGCGGAGCAGCGGACUCCUCCCCUGGAAACUCCUCCGGGGCUGGGGAAGGCUUUGGCGCAUGCUCCGUACCUAGGGCAGGUUUUUGCUGCGGGUAGCAGGGCUCCUGUCACACCGGCUGGCGGGUUGUGGCGGUGCCAGCCAGGGUGUGCGAGUGUGCCUGCGUGCUCGCGCCUGGGCGGACCGACCCGGACAGCAGUGCGACUCUUCCCGGAGAGGCGGCUGCGCACAGGCGCCGCGCCCGCAGCCGCCGCGGGGGCUCCUCCGCAAACUUGCGGCGGGCGCCGUCUGCCCUCUCGGCUCCCGCGCCCGGCGACCUGCGGGCAGAGGCGCCGGGCGCGCGUUCCGAGCGCGGUGCCCGCGGCCGGCCGGGGCGGCGGGGCCGGGCCGCGCCUUCGCCCUUGGCCAGCGCCCUGGCGAGCCUCAUGCAGCCCCCGCGCUCGCGGCCGCAGCCGCCCGGCUGCCCCGGGCAGGUGCAGGACCGGAGCCGCGCUCCUCAGCGCCUGAGCGCCUGAGCGCCGGCGGCGGGAUGCCCCGCGUGGCCUGAGAGCGCGCGCCGCGCCCGGGCGGGAGCGGGGAGCGGGCCGAGCCGGGCGCCCCUGGGAGCGCAGGGCGCCCCACGCCGCAGCCGCAGCCACCCGCGCCGGCGCCCGCCUCCCCGCUCGGCUCGCAGGCCCCGGCGCUGCCAGCCCCGGAGUGCCGGAGUGCCGCGGGGCCGCCAGCCAGCCGCACGCCUCGCGUCAGGGGCAUGGAGGAGCGGCGGACUCGGAGCCGCGCCCCGGAGUCCCCGAAACUUCCGAGCGGGCGCCAGUCCGCGCCGCUGCCGCCGCCGCCGCUUCGCCUGCCGGCCUGAGAGCGGGACCAUGGAUGAAAGGUUCAACAAGUGGCUGCUGACGCCGGUGCUCACUCUCCUCUUCGUGGUCAUCAUGUACCAGUACGUGUCCCCCUCCUGCACCAGCUCCUGCGCCAACUUCGGGGAGCAGCCCCGCGCGGGGGAGGCCGGACAGCCGGCCGCCCCGAGUCCCGCCCGCCGGGCACAGGCGCCGCCGGAGGAGUGGGAGCGGCGGCCCCAGCUGCCCCCGCCACCCCGGGGGCCGCCCGAGGGCCCUCGGGGGGCCGCGGCGCCGGAGGACGAGGACGAGGAGCUCGGGGAGCCGGAGGAGGAAGAAGAGGAGGAGGAAGAGGAGCCGGACCCCGAGGCCCCCGAGAAUGGCUCCCUGCCCCGGUUCGUGCCGCGCUUUAACUUCACCCUGAAGGACCUGACCCGCUUCGUGGAUUUCAAUAUCAAAGGGCGCGACGUGAUUGUGUUCUUGCACAUCCAGAAGACCGGGGGCACCACGUUCGGCCGGCACCUUGUGAAGAACAUCCGGCUGGAGCAGCCGUGUAGCUGCAAAGCGGGCCAGAAGAAGUGCACCUGCCACCGGCCGGGCAAGAAGGAGACGUGGCUCUUCUCCCGCUUCUCCACCGGCUGGAGCUGCGGGCUGCAUGCCGACUGGACGGAGCUCACCAACUGCGUGCCGGCCAUCAUGGAGAAGAAAGACUGUCCCCGCAACCACAGCCACACCAGGUAAGAAAGGAUCAUUUUACUGCUUAUAUUUUUCUUUUGUGCUUCAGUUAUAUUUAGUAAGAAACAUCACUUCUCUGUUCCACUGUUGUCCUUUAAUAUGCUGAGAAUGUGCUCCUAAACUUGAAAACUGAUAUCUCUUAGGAUGCCUCCGAGAUGAAAUCUUUAAAUUAUUGAUGAUACAUGCUGUACGUUGUUAUUUAGAUCAUGUGUUGGUAUUUGUGUAUCAAGGCGUUUUAGUAAGAGGGAUGGGUUCCUAAAAUCAGACUGUAAAUUGAUUCGUCAUUCCCUGUUGACUCCUGUCAUAACUUCUGAUUUGAUGUCCAUUGGCAAUGCUGCCUUAUGUUUUCAAAGCUGAGCUUCCUUUUUUUCCACUAGCUUCAUUGCCAUCAAGUAGUUGGAUACUUACAAAGAUCAGGAAAAUGCAUUUGGUGAAUAAGGACAUGACCAUGAAGCCUUUUGUCAAUCAAAUCAUCUUUUAUGUUGUAAAUAAUCAGUACUGGCUGUAUGGUAGUGGUUUUUUUUUUUUUUUUUUUUUUAAGUGGAACAUGCAUUCAAUUAAAAUAAUAUUCUUGGCCACAUUGAAUGCUUCUACACCAAUUUUGCUUUUGGUGUAGGUGAAUAUAUUUCAUAACACCUACCCCAAAUUUUUGGAAUCCUUAAAAAUCAUUCCUUUUACCUUCGUGAGGAAAAUAGAUUUAAAAAAUUUCAAGAAUGUAUGCCUAAUGGAACUCUAUGUCUAAGACAGCAUGCUUGCUCUUUGACGUAUGUGUGUCUUAUAUACUGAAGAGGCCGGCUGGCAAUGUGUGAUGAUAUUCAGAAAGAGUCAUGAGAAAUAAUAAAUGAUACUACAAUGGGCAUGCGAACCAAGCCAUACCGUUAGGUUCUCUAAGAUCUAUCUUUAUAUUAUUGAAGUAAGAGGAAAUAGCAUUUCUAGCCUCUAUUAGCUUUCUUCCCCCAAAGAACUGCCUUUGAAGCUAUGAUUUAAUGUUAUAUCUUCAGCUUUUAACCAGGCUUUUUAUAGCAAAAUGACUACUUACAGAACAAACUACAGUUAGUAAAUAGCUCUUCAUGUUAUUUGAUGGCUCUUAAUUCAUCAAGACACACAAUAAACUUACAAGAUUUUGUGCCAGGAAUUUUUUUGCCUGUAUAUGUACAAACAUACAGUUUUUCUCAAAUUAGGAAAAUAAAAGAAAAUCUGCUUCUAUUUUUGACUCCUAACUAAGAAACUUAGAUUUAAAUUUUAUUCUUAAUUAUAGUAACUAGUUCAUCGUAGUUCCUGGUGAAAUUCUUUUUUUUAAAAAAUAUCUUUCCAUGUUUUCUAAAAACACCCAUCAUUUUAAUAGCACUGCUUAUGGGUGUUGUAAUACCAUGAGUCUCUAUCGUUAGUCAACAUUAUAAAUGGUAAAUAAUGGUAUGGAUCAUAGUAAGACCUAAUAUUCUUUAAGAGUUUCUCAAAUAGCAUGCCCUGAUAUUAACUUGUUUAAAUCACAUGUGUGUACUUCUUGUCUGUUUGAACAGAUUUUGUUGAUAUUUAGGGGAAAGAGUACAUUUAUAUCAUAGCGUAUCAGAUAAUAAUACUCUUAAAAUAUCCUCCUCCGUGUAGCUCAGUCUUUUUUCCUCUCUUCUUCUUACUUCUGUCCCUUCCUUCGUAUGUAUAAAUAUAAAUUUCACUAUGUUUUCUUAUGUAGAACGAGUUAGCUCCAUUUAGCCUUUCCACUCAUACUCAACUCUGAGUCUUUCUUUGCAUAUUAAAGAAACCUGGAAAUGCAUUAAAUAAGGACAAGGGUGUUACAUUUCUGAGGAUUAGGUCUUUCAGUUACAGAGGCAAUAAUUAUAAUCAAUGGUACCAAUUCUGGAGUUAGAGUCAUUGAAACAUACUUGGAUUUGGCAGUAGCUGAACUUAAUGCAAUAGGAAAACAUACAUAAUUAGCUCAGCCCCAGAAUGUUAAUUCUAGAACUAUUCGGUGUUUGUGGUGUGCAUCAGAAUAAGGGCAUCUGACAUGUGUUUUCAUGGUAGGAGAAGGAUGGACAACAUGUGCACCCUAAUCUGAACCUCAGAGAGUGAACUGAAGUCUGAACUGUCCCAAGGAGUUCAGCCAUACACAGAUAUUUUCAAUGUAUUUUUAAGGGUCGUAAAUAGAAAUAAAUGUGCAAGGCAGAAUUUUAGGGAUAAUAAAAUGAAUAAAAUGAAAAUAGUAUUGCAGUGCUGAAAGAUUUAUGAGAUGACUGUUUUGCAUUGACCAGACUAAGAACGCAUUUAAAAUAUUAAUAUGUGUACAUAUUACGGUUCUGAAAUGCCGAGGAUAUUUAAAUGACAUGAUUAUAGACCCUGUCUUCCUAAGUACCACACAACUGCAUUUCAUGGCUAUGAUAUCACUUGAGAGACAUAUUUUAUUGGCUCCCCUGUAUCAUCUGAUCUAUAAAUAGAACUCCCUAAAAUGUCUACAGAGUGGUAAUCUAUUAAAUACAGGAUUUUCCACAGCAUUCAUUGGGUAGUAAGCAAACUCAUAGCUAACCCCCACUCUGUUUCCACUAUUGUGUUAACACAGGCUAACCUGCUUCAAAUCUUCAGUCAUAUUGUGCUAUAUGUUGUCUUAGCAAUCAAUACUGGGUCCAUCUGGACAGCCUGGGUGAGCCAUCUACAGUGCAAAGGACACUUGCUGCCAUUGUGUAUUUAGGACAUGAGUGUGUGGCUUAUGACUGCUUAUGAGCUAUUCUGAACACUUAUCACAAUGACUUCCUUGAUACUCAGUCUGGGGUUACCGUAGGGUAGAAGUUAGGUUUUAACAUAAUUUAUCUUCUUGGACCAGUUCUGAAGAAGACCCAUGUUAAUCUGAAGAUUAUACUUUAGCUAAUCAAGUUCAAAUAGAUUCCAUUUAUUUGAGUGAAUUAUCCCAUUAUUUUUGCUAACUAAAUGCAUUUUGAAAGCUAAAAAAAAAAAAAAAAAAAAGUGACCAUUGCUGAAAGUUAUUCCCAGCACCAUAAGCUUGCCAUCUGGUAUUUAUCCUCAUGGUUAUUGUUUUAGUGUUCUGUGGUAGGUUGGAGGGACUCAGGGACACAUUUCGUACCACCAUUAAAGAAGAGCAGGAAAAGUGGAGAGAUAUUUUGUUUUCAAAAGGAGGAAGGAGAUUUUCCUGUUACAUGGUUAUUAGUAACUUCGCAAUUAUAAUAUUAAUGGGCAUAAAAUACCCAGAACAGUGCAGAUGUAUGGUUAUGAGACUUUGACAGGAGCACGGCAAGAUGGGGGUUCCCAGUUGUCUGCCCCUGAAUGUGUCACCUUUCGUAACUGCAUAAUCUGCGAUCACCUGCCUGCAUCCUCAGUUUGCAUACUAAUAGGCCUCUGGGCCCCAUUGGGCCAGUUACAGUGGUGAGUUAUACCCUAGCUGUUAGCAAUAUUUCCUAGUAGCCAGUUUGUAAACACAUAGCCUCUUCCAGUCUCAGUGAUGUGAUAAACCCUUCAAUGAGACCAUGGUCAUGAUACCUGUGCUCAUCUUGCCCUCAUUUCCAGAUCUCUCAAUUCCAGCCACUCUUGCUCAGAAGUGUGUCUCAAGGAUCUCCUGGGCAACUUUGUUAUUGCUUGCUUAUUGUUUCCCACCCAGGGAAUUAAUUCAUUGUACAGUAUGACUCCUAACUAAUGUUUAUUAAUAAAUCCUUCCACGGUACUUCCUCAACUAUUCUCCUUUGCCAGGUAAUCAAUAUAAACAAAUACAGAUCUUACAUUUUUUUAGAGUCAUGCCUCAUUCUGACUGCUGCUCAGUAAUUGGCUUGGCAUUCAACAUUCACGCAAGUCAUGUUCUCAUCUUUUCUUCCUUCCUUGUCUGUGCCUCCUGUGGAAGUACUUGGUACAUAGUUGUUCCCAGCACAUCAAAACUGACUUCACUUGAAUAAAAAAUCUCUAAUAUGUG